Molecule: messenger RNA, 1356 nt
Organism: Capsaspora owczarzaki ATCC 30864
Lineage: Eukaryota; Filasterea; Ministeriida; Capsasporidae
Exons: 2
Coding region: 1-1356 (451 amino acids)
Cellular component (GO): membrane
Molecular function (GO): serine-type endopeptidase activity
Source: RefSeq, a predicted model, not a curated record
AUGGCUUUCCAUCACACGCGCUCCUUCUUCCAGAGCUACAAGAACCUCACUCGCAAGCAGCGCGUUGCCGUCGGCCUCGCUGGCAUUGUCGUCUCGCUCGCUGGCAUCCAGUUUGCAGACCACCUCGACACGGUGCUCCUGGUCAACCCGCCAGCGCCAUCAAGCACCACGACUACUACUACUACUAGUACUACUAGCACUGCGACAUACAAAAGAAUGCUCGCGCUCCUCGCCGUCAUCAUCACAAGGCCGGCAUCCUUUGCAUGCUUGUUCGCGCUACUGAGCGGGUUUUUCGGCUUUCUCAACUACAAGGUUGACUUUGAACAAGUCACCUUCAGCUAUGCGGCCGUCUACGAACGGCAGCAGCUUUCACGUAUCAUCACUGCGCCAUUCUUCCAUGCCAGCCUCGUCCAUCUCCUCAUGAAUAUGAGCGCCGUGUGGACGUGCUCGUUUUUCGAGGAAGAGCGCGGCACCCUCGAGUACAUGCGCGCAACCGCCCUCUUGAUCGGCCUCAGUGCCUUCGUCCACCUUGCCCUGACGCAUUGCCUCGUUCUCCAUGCCAACUGGCGCGGUCUCGUGGAACGCCGUGACUCGUACCGCACCUGCUUGUCUGUCGGCUACUCUGGCGUCGCAUUCGGCCUUGCCACCCUCCUCGGCUUGGCUCAUCCCAUGUAUCCCGUCCCGUUUCUGUUUGCCAACUUCCCAGCUUGGUCUGCUCCCCUGUUCAACCUCAUUCUCACGCAGUUCUUGGUGCGGAGGGCGAGCUUGCUUGCCCACGUGUCCGGUAUCAUCGCUGGCGUCUUUCUGCACUUUGGUGGCUUGGAUGUCGUGAGCAACUUUGCCGUCUUUUGCCUGGCUGCGCAGUUUGUGGGCGGAUACAUGCUGGAACACGAUAUGUGGCCGUUUGAGAAUCUUGCCGAUGGACCUGCAGCCGUGUUGGACCUGCCCCUACAAGUAAACCUGAUUCCGUCCAGCGUUAUCGCCGAGCGUCUCGAUCGACGGCACCAACUCGAGUCAGUCAUGGUCGGCGCACCCGCGCCUCACCGCCCAGGAUUGUACGACAUGUCCGCUGCGCAAUCCCAGAGUGGCUUUGCUUCGCAGGUGUCCAGAGGCUCGAGUUCCAACGUCCGCAACACAAGUUUCCCACUUCCAGCUGCGUCAUUGUCGAGCGGCCAAUCCACUUCUCUGCCAGUGACUCCAUAUCGAGGAGGAGCCUCGACGUCCUCGGCGCCAUCCGCUGUUUCAACCGCUGCUCGUCCUGCAAGGGAUGACGAACUGGAUCCCGAGCUGUCGUAUCCGAUCGACGCCCCUUUUCGCUCAUUCUCACCCACACAUCCGCAUCCUUCACGAAGAUGA